AUGGGGUGUUGUUGUUCAAAACCAAUUACUGACGACGAAAAAGAUGUUCAAAAUUAUGAAUGCCGAAAAGAUAAAAGGAACCGUGCUCGGCCUCGAGAGUCGUCCGCUGCGCAGCAAAUCGCUAGCUGUUCGAACUCGCCGCGAACAAAUAUUAGCGGCAGAGAAGAUGAAAUUGUGUCCGUAAAAGUGAGAGAUGACGAUCACAGACAGAGAGAUGACAACAAACAUCAAGAAUCGCAAUGGUCAAACCUUGAAGAAAAAUAUCAGCAAGAAGAAGAUGAAAUAGAAGUAGAGGAACGACAAACGAAGGAAUCGUUGGAAGAAAAUAAAGAGAAAGAAGAGAAAGAUGAAAUGAAAGAAGAAGAAGAAGAAGAAGAUGAAGGAGAAGGAGAAGAAGGAGAAGGAGAAGAAGAAUCGGUUCGAGAAUAUGAAAAUAAGCCAAAACAACAUAAAGACGAAGAAACGAAAAAUUAUGUUGAAGUUGCAUCUCGAGACGUCGAGAGAGAAACGAGAAAAAGAAAAGAAACAAUCGGAUCGAUUUCUGAAGCAUCAGCUGUCAACGAGCAAAUCCUCACUUCUUCCAAAUCUAUCGGUGAAGAAGAGAAGAAUUCGAAGCAAGACAGCGCAUCCUCGUCCAAUGUCGACAAUCGAACGAAGCAACAACUGUCCGACUUUGAUUGCAUGACUGCCAGUCCAGUCGACAUGUCAUGUUCGAGUACAGCGAUUGGUCAGUUGUCUUGUACUUACAUCUGCAUGCUGUCUGUGCAUAAAUCGUCUCCUCUUGUCAUUUAG
Messenger RNA from Corticium candelabrum, 792 nucleotides. RefSeq names its product glutamic acid-rich protein-like. The coding region runs from base 1 to 792 and encodes 263 amino acids. Lineage: Eukaryota; Metazoa; Porifera; Homoscleromorpha; Homosclerophorida; Plakinidae. The record is from RefSeq and is a predicted model, not a curated record. The transcript has 4 exons.